GGAAACUUCAAAAUCUAUUCGUCCAAGUGUAACCUGAGGGUCCACCCACUGCUCCGCUGCUGCCGAGCCCGGCUCUAACCCCUGGUACCAUCACUGCACAUGUCAUAAGCAGCAGGAAGCGAGCUGGUGGUCCUGACACGGAGCUUUAAACACGUUCACAGUCGACCAACAACAACGCUAUGCCUCUCCGGGUCGUGGUGCAGGGUCCUGGGCCCUGGGGGUUCAGGCUGGUCGGAGGAAAGGACUUCGAGCAGCCGCUGACUAUUUCCCGGGUCACCCCUGGGAGUAAAGCUGCUCAGGCCAACCUGUGUAUCGGAGACAUGAUCCUGGCUAUCGACGGAGAUCCCACGGAGAGCAUGACUCACUUGGAAGCGCAGAACAAGAUCAAGGGGUGCAUAGAUGAGAUGGUGCUCUCCUUAGACAGGUCAGAAACUAAAAUGUGGUCACCGCUUUCAUCUGAGGAAGGGAGGACACAUCCCUACAAGAUGAAUCUUGCAUCGGAGCCCAAGGAGGUGCUCCACAUAGGCUCGACCCACAACAGGAGUGCUCUGCCGUUCUCUGGGUUUGGCCCCAAAGUGGUGACCAACCAGUACAACAGCCCCUCAGGUCUCUACUCUUCAGAGAACAUCAAGGACUUCAACUCGGCCGUGGACGAAGUCAAGACCAUUGCUGCCGCUAACGAACCCAACAACAAAGCUCCAUCAGAUCCCUCGCAGACGGGCAAGCGGCCGCCUGUAGCAGCAGAUUCAGAGGUUUACAAGAUGCUGCAGGAGAACCAAGAGGCUGAUGAGCCUCCGCGACAGUCGGCCUCAUUCAAAGUGCUUCAGGAGAUCCUCGAGACGGGUGACCCUGAUAAACCGUCAGGGUUCAGGAGUGUGAAAGCACCCUCAACAAAGAUGGGAUCAUCGGUGGGGAACACAGAGAAGUUACCCUCCUGUGACAAAUGUGGAUCUGGGAUUGUGGGGAUGGUGGUGAAGCUGAGGGACAAGUUCCGUCACCCCGAGUGCUACACCUGUACAGACUGCGACGUCAACCUAAAACAGAAGGGACAUUUCUUUGUGGAGGACCAGAUUUAUUGUGAGAAGCACGCACGCGAGCGAGUGACGCCUCCGGAGGGAUACGACGUGGUCACCGUCUUCCCCAAGUAGAGCGCCCUGCCUCGGAACGCAUGCCACUAUAGGACUCCGUGACAUAAUCAAGACAUUACAGCAUUUAGCUCAUUCUACUCCUUCGACGCUCAAAUGGUCUUCUCUCGCAUUAUGCUUCAGUACAGUCACUGGUAGGCAGGACAGUAAAGAACUACAACUUUGAAAAUGUUGAUUUGCACAUUGACUUUGGCAUCUACAAAAGGAAAAUUUAUGAAUACUAUGAAAUUAUGGCAUUUCUCUCCCUUUUUAAAAAAAUAAUAAUUCUCCAUUUGAAUGACAGCCACUGUGUUAAGUAAUUAAUGAAUAGUAUUAAGUAAUAUUUGUCUUUGUACAUGUUCAGUAUGUUCGGUUGAAUCAGGUGAACAAAGGAAAGCCACACUUUUUCACCCCAAGAGACAUGUUUUCUACAGUUUUAUUAAAUAAAUAGACCAACUUUUAUUCAGCAAAAACACAUUUGAACAUUAUUACCAAAAUAAAUAUUUUUACC
This is a messenger RNA of Anoplopoma fimbria (sablefish), 1635 nucleotides long. It is a transcript of the gene pdlim1, whose product is annotated as PDZ and LIM domain 1 (elfin). The transcript has 7 exons. Gene Ontology annotation, molecular function: actin binding; muscle alpha-actinin binding. Gene Ontology annotation, cellular component: stress fiber; adherens junction; filamentous actin. Lineage: Eukaryota; Metazoa; Chordata; Actinopteri; Perciformes; Anoplopomatidae. Gene Ontology annotation, biological process: heart development; actin cytoskeleton organization; muscle structure development. The record is from RefSeq and is a predicted model, not a curated record. The coding region runs from base 180 to 1148 and encodes 322 amino acids.